Molecule: messenger RNA, 856 nt
Organism: Camellia sinensis
Lineage: Eukaryota; Viridiplantae; Streptophyta; Magnoliopsida; Ericales; Theaceae
Product: glutamyl-tRNA(Gln) amidotransferase subunit C, chloroplastic/mitochondrial
Biological process (GO): glutaminyl-tRNAGln biosynthesis via transamidation; regulation of translational fidelity; mitochondrial translation
Cellular component (GO): glutamyl-tRNA(Gln) amidotransferase complex; mitochondrion; chloroplast
Source: RefSeq, a predicted model, not a curated record
GGGAUAUGGGAAAAUGGGCGGGUAUCCAUCCCCGACCCAUCCCUGAUGGGGAUUUAACCAAUAUCACCUACCCGACCCAACGGGUAGAAAAAAUGGAGAAACUCCAUAUAUUUAGGUCGGGUCUCAUGGGUAUCCACUGGAUAAGUUAUCCGUUGCCAUCAUAGAUAGGAGAAGUAGGGAGAAAUGGGGUGCUGUGAGUUGCUACUUCUCCAAACCACCAUUAAUAUGGGAAGCAGAGCUUUGCUUCUUCUCAGACCAACAACAUCGACGAAGGACUUGUAUUUCAAAGGCCGCUUUUUAUCAGAAGCCCUUAUUCCGGAGAAGAGGAGGAUCCGAAGCUACUCGGUUCGGUCUACAAUUCACCCCCCUGAUUUGCCUCGUUUGGCCGAAACUGCUCGCAUCUCUCUCACCCCAGAUGAAGUUGAAGAGUUUGCUCCAAAAAUUCAACAAGUGGUAGAUUGGUUUGGACAACUUCAAGCAGUUGAUCUCCAAAGUAUUCAGCCAGCCAUUGGGGCAGAUACUGAAGGUGAAAAUUUGCGUGAUGAUAUGCCUGAAACAUUUGAGAACAGGGAUGCCAUGAUAGCCGCUGUUCCAAGCUAUGAGGAACCAUUUAUCAAAGUUCCCAAAGUCCUGAACAAGGAGUAAUGCUGUUUAGAGAAGGAAGAGGAAUUCGCUCAAAGCACGUGUGUGACACCUCAAGAAUGGCGGUAAUUUGAUUCAAAGAAAUUUUUAUUUCCUUUUUAGGCAGAACAAUUUGUGGGAUUAAACUGAACCAUGUAAUUUGCCUGUAAUGUUAAGCAUUCAACAAUAGAGGAAAGAUCUUUAAAUGACGCAAUGAUGAUUUUGGCUUCCGUUA